AUGGAGGAGACUUAUGUCCAGGUCUAUAUAAAACUUAAAAAUAAACCUGAUGAUGUGUACAAGGUGUAUAAGGCUGGGCUGUCGGGUUCGAGCGCGAUUGUUUGUGCUGCUCUAAGCUGCCUUCUUGACUUCUAUGAUGUCAGGCAUCUAAUAAAAGUUGAAAUGAGACCUAAUCUAAUUCUCAAUGCUGAGAAAGAGGUUGGAAUUGUUGCUGGACUCCAGGACCGAGUGGCACAGGUUUAUGGGGGACUGGUUUAUAUGGAUUUUAGCCAGGAGCAUAUGGACAAGCUGGGUCAUGGCAUAUACAUGCCAUUGGAUGUGAAUCUUCUCCCUCCUCUAUACCUCAUCUAUGCAGAGAACCCCAGUUACUCUGGCAAGGAAGUAGCGCAGCUAGCAUUCGAUGGCCACAAGGCUUUGCUGCAGAAGGAUUAUACUGAGCUAGCGAGACUUAUGAAUAAAAAUUUUGAUCUGCGAAGGGAAAUGUUUGGGGAUGAUGUACUUGGUUCGGUGAACAUAAAGAUGGUGGAGGCGGCACGCAGCGUGGGCGCGGCAUCCAAGUUCACUGGCAGUGGAGGUGCAGUGGUUGUGCUGUGCCCAGAUGGGGAUUCGCAGGUGGAGCUUCUCCGCAAGGCAUGCCAGGAGGCCGGCUUUGUAGUACAGCAGGUGAAAGUUGCUCCCUCGGUGCUGACGGAUGCGGAGCUGUCAAGUUUAUUAGCUUCCUAG
Messenger RNA from Miscanthus lutarioriparius, 723 nucleotides. Lineage: Eukaryota; Viridiplantae; Streptophyta; Magnoliopsida; Poales; Poaceae. The record is from the annotation of a GenBank genome assembly.